ACAUCCCAACUGUGAUCACACGCUUCGAUAUCCUUGUUCCAGAUCAUAUGCUCACUAGUGCGGCCUCAGCAUUUGAGACUGAUGGCUGGGAAAUCUCUACGACUCCUCUGCCGCGUGCGCUUCCUGGCCUUUGGCAGACAGGAUGGAAGGUGGUUGCAGAGGCGUGCCGCCGAUUUCAUUUCCCGCCCUCCGUCAAUCCCCGGUGUUAUGACCUCGAACUCGUUAUUCUUCCGACUACUUUUGUUGGCCUCGGCUCAAGCCCAUCCCUAGACUCCGAGGAAUAUACAAAGAUGGAAUCGCUUGGGCCCAACGUGUAUCUACCUUCCAGCCAUCUCAUGGCAAGAUCCAUUGCGCGAACUCAUAUCAGCCACGCUGAAAAAGGUACCAAUUUCUACUUCCUGCUGCGUGCGUGGGCCGAAUAUUUCUACCUCUAUUGCAAUUUCCACGCGGGAUCGUUGGACGAUGCCGAAGAAGACGUUCAAAAGUUCUGGCGCUCUAUAUCACCAGCGAACUGGCAGGUUAAAGGGGAGUGACGUAAGUAGGACCCUAUGCUUUCCAGCAGUCAGAUGGAGUGUAUUGGGGGGAGAUGUGGCUAGUACUGUAGGUCAACUGACUGAUGAUUUCCCGAUAUGCAUUAUUACUCGUCCCUUGUACCUGACUUUGUGUAAUUGUAUGCGUAACAUUAUAAUUCAAGCCAGUUACCUGGUUUCUAUACUAGUAUUUAAUAGCCUUGUACUAUCUCAAGC
Fomitiporia mediterranea MF3/22 is the source of this 746-nucleotide messenger RNA. RefSeq lists its product as uncharacterized. The transcript has 2 exons. The coding region runs from base 48 to 533 and encodes 161 amino acids. The record is from RefSeq and is a predicted model, not a curated record. NCBI's taxonomy places the organism in Eukaryota, Fungi, Basidiomycota, Agaricomycetes, Hymenochaetales, Hymenochaetaceae.